AUGGCGCUACAUGGAGAUUCUUGCGGCGAGUUUGACACCAAGUCUCCGGCGGACAAGUUAUUUACAUCUUUCACCGGCGACAUAAACAGCACUUUUGACAUAAUAUCGAAUGAGAAGAUCACUGAGUAUGUGGGUUGGGAGAAAAGAACAGUGACGCUAAGUAUGAGUGGUAAUCUUGUCUCGGAUAGCUACAAGAAGUUUAAAGCAACCAUCACGAUCACUCCCAAGGCAUUCGAGGCUGAUGGUAGCCGCGUGUUGUGGACUGUCGAGUUUGAGAAGAUUCGUCAUGACGUCGAAGAUCCAGUGUGGAUCAUUGACAGUCUUAUCAAUUACUUAAAGGAGAUUGAUGGAAUCUUAAUAUAUAGCCUUUUCUAA
Molecule: messenger RNA, 375 nt
Organism: Eruca vesicaria subsp. sativa (arugula)
Lineage: Eukaryota; Viridiplantae; Streptophyta; Magnoliopsida; Brassicales; Brassicaceae
Source: the annotation of a GenBank genome assembly